Cucurbita maxima (winter squash) is the source of this 1030-nucleotide messenger RNA. RefSeq lists its product as uncharacterized. The transcript has 10 exons. Bases 55 to 852 code for a protein of 265 amino acids. NCBI's taxonomy places the organism in Eukaryota, Viridiplantae, Streptophyta, Magnoliopsida, Cucurbitales, Cucurbitaceae. The record is from RefSeq and is a predicted model, not a curated record.
UUCUUAGAUACUGUUGAUAUCGAUUUUCUCAAGGUUCCAUACACAGCAGGAAAAAUGAGUAAAGAGCGAGCCAAGAAACCAACCUUCUUGACGCUAACUGAAAAUCAAAAGCUUUUUCUCUCCCUAAUUAACGAAUACGCGGCCGAAAAAAUGCAAGGAGAGAAAAGCGUCGUUGUUUUGAGGAAGAGAAUGGAAGAACUUCGAUCUGAGCUUGAAGCGGCCAAUGCUGAACUUGAAAACGUCAAGCAAACCAAAGAAACCACUGAACAGGAGCUUAAAGGCUGUGAAGUCGAUUUGUCUCUGAAUGAAACUUCAAUUACGACUCUCGAGACGAGGAUUUCUGUGCUACAAGGUGAAAUUGCAUCUGUUGGGUCUGAGUUAGACUCUCUUAAGUGUGAAGGAGGAGCCGCAAGGAACCAGUUCCUCGAUCACAUGUCAGAGCUUGAUGAAAAAAUCAGGAAAUUUCAAUAUCAACUGUACAUAAAGAAUACUGGUAUAGUUCCUGAUGGAGAUGCUGCAGAAGAAUCCCAUGAACUGGCGGGAGAUGAUACGAAAACGUCUGAAUCUGUUGAGGACAGGCUUAUCAAAGUAAUAACUCAAAUAACCAAUGAAGACGAUGCCUACCUAUUAGAAGAACAAAUGAAAAAUCAGAAUCGGCAAAUGUCGAUUAAUCUAGAGAAAAGGAAGGCUGCGAUGGCGAUGAUGCAGAAAGGAACAACAAAAUUGGAAGAUUUGACUAGUUCUGGACCGGAAGGGUCAUAUAAUCGUCUCAGCGAGACAUUGCUGAAUAGUUGCAUAUGCCCUCAAUGUUUCCAUGACAAUUCGGAGGCCUGGGACAACAUUCCUCAGUAAUGCUCGCACAUCUCUCUUGGAAGAUUCCAUCUCACUCUGGGAUUUCCUUGAGAGCAUUUCAAUCCCAGAGUGUAGAAAGUACGAGUUUUUGUAGUUAGCGAAGUUGAAAACUAGAAAAACUCGAGUUUUGUGUAGUUUUAGGCCUCUUUUUUUUUUUUCAGGGUAAUAAAUGUUGCAA